Manis javanica (Malayan pangolin) is the source of this 540-nucleotide messenger RNA. RefSeq names its product parvalbumin like EF-hand containing (gene PVALEF). NCBI's taxonomy places the organism in Eukaryota, Metazoa, Chordata, Mammalia, Pholidota, Manidae. The record is from RefSeq and is a predicted model, not a curated record. Gene Ontology annotation, molecular function: calcium ion binding.
AUGAAGAAGACGGCCUUAGCCACGGGCACGUCCCUGUUGGACACGGACAUAUUGCUGCGGCCCAUGGACAUGAGGCACCUUGGGACAGCCUCCCCGGAGCUCCUUCAACUCCAGGCCUCUGGGAAGCUGGACAGCGCCACCCACCGGGCCUUCCAGACCCUGGACAAGGACAAGAGCGGCUUCACUGAGUGGAGUGAGGUCAAGUACCCGCUCCUGGCCGGGAGUGGGCACCUCAGGCUCUGGAACCCUGCUCCGUCCACAGCCACCACUCCUACCCCAUUAGACCUCACACCCCACAUCGGACCACCAGCUGGCCAGAGACAGGGUCCCGGUCCACAGCAUGGGGCCCAGGCCCUGAGCCCCCUCUUCAGCUGGGCCCGUCUCCCCACCUGCAAAGUGGGCGGUACCCCCCCGUCCACCGACCCCAGCAGCACGGCGGUCACUCCACUGACGGAUGGGAAGGCUGAGGCCGUGGUCCAGGCAGCCAACAUGGACAGGGUUGGGAGGAUUGACUUUGAAGAAUUUUCUGAGUUGCUUUAA